Molecule: messenger RNA, 1284 nt
Organism: Penicillium verhagenii
Lineage: Eukaryota; Fungi; Ascomycota; Eurotiomycetes; Eurotiales; Aspergillaceae
Product: phosphotransferase enzyme family protein
Exons: 1
Coding region: 1-1284 (427 amino acids)
Source: RefSeq, a predicted model, not a curated record
AUGCCAACUCCUAUCAUUGAAAUUGAGCAACAUCGUGAUCAGAUCAUCGAGCUACUACAGCAAGGGCAAACGCAAAAUGAGAUACUAGACGUUCUCCGCAACACGUACAAUCUUACUCUGAGCGAUCAAACCCUAAAACGACGUUUGAGGCUAUGGGGUCUGUCCCAACCUAGACCUGAUACCGAUGCCCUCGAUAGACGACUUCCUGAGUUGAUCCGUCUCCAUCAGCAUAAUACAGAUGAAAUCUUAAAAAUCCUACGUGCCGAGGGCGUACCAGCGUCAAGAUUUAGCUUGAAACGCGCUCGAAAACGCCUAGGUCUCAGGCUCCGUUUUCCAAGAGACCGCCCUGUCGUUUCUUCUCUGGAUACAUCAAAACCUUCCAUCUCCUCGCCAACACCGGCGAGUAUAAUAACACCGGUUAAAUUUCCCUUCUAUGCGACAGACUUACCUCGAGGUCGUCCGCUACCCACAGACGAUGAAAUCACAAACGCCACACCCAUAUCCGGUGAAGAUACAGCACAAACAAUCGUUCGGAUAGGCACCCAUUACGUCGUGAAAUAUGGCCUGGGUGUCAAUCUUAUGGAAGGCCAAAACAUGCUUUUUAUACGGGAGAAGACAAAUAUCCCUGUCCCGCGGGUUUACGCUCUUUACUCCAAUUCAAGAGGCCAAAGCGUUAUUGCCAUGGAGUACAUCGCUGGCCAGACACUUGAAGCAGCGUGGCCACUGCUAAGCGAGUUGGAGAAAGAUGACAUACUUUGCGAGCUACGGGGAUACUGUGACACUAUGCGCGCGCUUCCGUCCCCAAAAUACUUUGGCAGUGUCGGCAAAAAAAAGCUUCUGAGUACUAUAUUCUGGACUGACUCGCACAAUCCACAAAGUUCAGACUCCUUGAUCAAUGGGCCGUUUGACUCCGAAGAUGAUUUCAUUGAAGGCAUGGUGCAGAAGCUCAUAUAUAAUGGAGCCAACGCGGUCAUGACGGAGUAUCUUCGCAAGAUAUGUUUUCCUGCUGUUUUCAAGGGCCACGAAGCGAUGUUCACGCACGGCGAUUUGCAGACGAAAAACAUUAUAGUACGCCAGAAGCUCAGUGAACGUCAGGCGAAAAAAAAGCUCGUGAUUCUUGAUUGGGAAAAUGCGGGGUGGUACCCGGCGUAUUGGGAGUUUUGCAUGGCUUAUGCUGCUUUUCGAUGGGAUGAUGAUUGGCCACUUUGUGUUGAUAAGUUUCUUGACCCGUUUCCCUCUCAGGCUGCGUCGAUAUAUGACUUGCGCCUUUCGUUAUGGUCAUAG